Messenger RNA from Mycosarcoma maydis (corn smut), 321 nucleotides. RefSeq lists its product as uncharacterized. The coding region runs from base 1 to 321 and encodes 106 amino acids. The transcript has a single exon. NCBI's taxonomy places the organism in Eukaryota, Fungi, Basidiomycota, Ustilaginomycetes, Ustilaginales. The record is from RefSeq and is a predicted model, not a curated record.
AUGAGAGCUGCUUUCGGUGCAAAGCUAACACGCAAGCCUGAGCCAGGGUCACGCAGCCUUGCCAACAAAUCUGAGAAUGAAGUACGAAAUCUUAUAAAAUCACGAAUCACGAAUCGGUCUGGCAAGCGUCAAGAUGAAAGAGACAGUCACGAGUUGAAUUCAGGCAGUCAGCCUAACAAUCACGCGUCACCAGCCCCAGGCACCAAGCACAAACGCCAAGCCACGAGCACCAAGAGUGAAGCGCUACCUGACCACGAAUGUAAGAAGAAGGCAACCGAUCUUGCGCCGAAAAUCACGAAUCGUGAAUGUGGAUUUCUGUGA